Molecule: messenger RNA, 726 nt
Organism: Camelina sativa (false flax)
Lineage: Eukaryota; Viridiplantae; Streptophyta; Magnoliopsida; Brassicales; Brassicaceae
Product: DNA sliding clamp PCNA2-like
Biological process (GO): mismatch repair; translesion synthesis; leading strand elongation
Cellular component (GO): PCNA complex
Molecular function (GO): DNA polymerase processivity factor activity; DNA binding
Source: RefSeq, a predicted model, not a curated record
AUGUUUGAAGAAAUUUGUCUGCGUGAAAAUAAGACUCAGGAACGAAGUGAGACGAGAAGUGUAACAGUUAUACUACAUGUGCAUUUUUUUAGAGAGAUUGCCUCCAGGUGUGAUAGGAACAUCUUCAUGAUGAUGAAUCUUGGUAGCAUGUCUAAGUUGCUGAGAUGUGCUGGGAGUGAUGACACCGUUACUAUUAAAGCUGAUGGCGGUAGCAACACAUCCACCUUCAUGUUGGCCCUAGUAACACAGGAAAAGAUUGCAGUCUUUGAGAUGAACCUCAAGCUGAUGGAUAUCGUCAGUAAGCGUAUACGCAUACCAAUUCCUGAGUACCACGCAAAUGUUAGAAUGCCCUCUGGUGAAUUUUGCAGGAUAUGUGAAGAUCUCAGUAGCAUCGGUGACACAGUUGUAAUCUCUGUGAUGACAAAAGAAAGUGUGAGGUUUUCAACAGAUGGUGAUAUCGGGACAGCGAACAUUGUACUGAAGCAGAAUACACAUAUGGACAAACCUGAAGAUGCUAUUGUGAUAGAGAUGAACGAGCCUGUUUCUCUUUCAUUCGCAUUGAGGUACAUGAACCUCUUCACAAAGGCAACUCCAUUGUCAGAAACUGUGACAAUCAGAUUGUCCUCGGAGCUUCCAGUCGUGGUGGAGUAUAAGGUGGCUGAGAUUGGUUACAUUCGGUACUAUUUGGCACGUAAGAUUGAAGGAGAAGAAGACACAAAGCCCUAA